This is a messenger RNA of Glarea lozoyensis ATCC 20868, 951 nucleotides long. RefSeq lists its product as uncharacterized. The coding region runs from base 1 to 951 and encodes 316 amino acids. Lineage: Eukaryota; Fungi; Ascomycota; Leotiomycetes; Helotiales; Helotiaceae. Gene Ontology annotation, cellular component: endoplasmic reticulum membrane. Gene Ontology annotation, biological process: dolichol-linked oligosaccharide biosynthetic process; glycolipid translocation. The transcript is spliced from 3 exons. The record is from RefSeq and is a predicted model, not a curated record.
AUGAUAUCAACAAGCAGUCUUCCAAAAGGAACUGCAACGGAUCCCCAAGAGCCGCCAACGUCCUCCACGAGUGCUGCGACGCUUUUAAUCGGUCUUCAGAUUGGCUCUAGAGCACUUACGUUUCUCGCCAACCAGCUCCUACUGCGCUAUCUGUCACCCGAAUUGCUCGGCAUAUCGACCCAGCUAGAUGUGUACUCGAUGUCAGUACUAUUUUUUGCCAGAGAGGGGCUUCGAGUAGCCAUUCAAAGGAAAAGCGGCGAAAUACAAGGCGGCCCGCAAACCCAGCGCAAGACGUUGCCCAAGAGUCACGUGGACGCCGAGACAACUGCUGGCAAGAUACAAACCGUUGUGAAUCUGGCUUACAUAUCGAUAUGCCUCGGUUUUGUUUUUACGGUUCUCCUCGCCUGGUUAUACCUCAAGGGGAUUGAAGGGUCGGCGGUCCAGGACACACCGUAUUUCGGGGUUGCGCUGAAAAUGUACGGUGUGGCUGCCAUGUGUGAACUCCUUUCCGAGCCAUGUUUUGUCGUAGUUCAAACCAGAUCAAUGUACAAAAUCCGAGCCAGAACGGAAGCCGCAGCCACUUUGAUGAGGUGCCUGGCGACUUGUGCUUCUGCGGCAUGGGCAUUUCAGCUGAAUCAAGACUUAGGGGUCUUGCCAUUUGCUGUUGGGCAGGUGGUAUACGCGCUUGUCUUAAUUAUCCUCUACUAUUCAAGCUUUCAAGGCGUUGCAUCACAAAUCGGAUUUUCGUUGAUGAUCAGACCAAUAUUCUCAAGUAUAUUUGUUCAGUCAAUUGUCAAGCAUAUAUUGACCCAAGGAGAUACUGUCCUCAUUGCGGCGCUUGCCACACCAGCAGUGCAGGGCACAUAUGCCCUCGCUAACAAUUAUGGCGGACUACUUGCUCGGCUCAUCUUUCAACCAAUAGAAGAAAGCAGCCAAAAUUUCUUUGUUUAA